This is a messenger RNA of Lepus europaeus (European hare), 8280 nucleotides long. It is a transcript of the gene SORBS1, whose product is annotated as sorbin and SH3 domain containing 1. The record is from RefSeq and is a predicted model, not a curated record. Gene Ontology annotation, molecular function: protein binding. Gene Ontology annotation, cellular component: nucleus; cytoplasm; cell-substrate junction. Gene Ontology annotation, biological process: cell-substrate adhesion. NCBI's taxonomy places the organism in Eukaryota, Metazoa, Chordata, Mammalia, Lagomorpha, Leporidae. The transcript is spliced from 30 exons. The coding region runs from base 238 to 4971 and encodes 1577 amino acids.
UGUCGGUGAAGUCAGCGCCGAGUCCCAGAAAAACAGAGCGGGGCCAACUGCAGCGUGUAGUGCGAGCGGGGCAGGACGCACGGGCCCGGAGACCCGCAAGGAGUUGGCAUCCUUUGGAAGAGUCUGUGAAGCCCUCUCUCUGCCCAGAGCUCCAAGACCAAUGCAUCUUCCCACCACCUUCAGCCGUUGAGCAGCCCAGAGCCCCAGCUGCGGAAGAAGACGCGUCCUGCUCCCGCCAUGAGCUCGGAGUGUGACAUUGCUGCAUCCAAGGCCAUGCUGAACGGCCUGGCACCCGGCAGCGAUGGGCGCGACAAAGAAAUGGAUCCUACAAAAAUCUGCACCGGGAAGGGAGCGGUGACUCUCCGGGCCUCGUCCUCCUACAGGGAGACCCCAAGCAGCGGUCCUGUGAGCCCCCAGGAAACCCCGCAGCGGGAAAGCCAGCCAGAUCUGGACCCAGGGACUCCCUCAGCAGAUGAUUGGAGGCUUUCUUCCGGCGCUGAUGCCAAUGGGAACGCCCAACCUUCUUCGCUCGCUGCCAAGGGCUACAGAAGCGUGCACCCCAACCUUCCUUCUGACAAGCCCCAGGGUUCCAGUCCUGUGCUAAAUGAAGUUUCUUCCUCCCACACUGGAGGCGACUCCCAGGCCUCCACACCCGUGAGCAAGCCCUCCUCGGCCUACCCCUCCACCACCAUCGUCAACCCUACCAUCGUGCUCCUGCAGCACAACCGAGAACAGCAAAAACGACUCAGUAGCCUUCCAGAUCCUGUCUCAGAAAGAAGAGGAGGAGAGCAGGCCUCGGCACCAGCCCAGGAAAAACCCACAUCCCCUGGCAGGGCCGCUGAGCAAAAGACCAAGGAUGGCGGCAGGCGGGUGGUUCAGAGCGCACAGGACCUGAGUGAUGCAUCCAUGGAUGCAGUGGGCAUCCCACUCAGGAACACCGAGAGAUCAAAAGACUGGUACAAGACCAUGUUUAAACAGAUCCACAAACUGAACAGAGAUGACGACUCCGAUCUGUACUCCCCUCGUUACUCCUUUUCUGAAGAUACAAAAUCUCCCCUUUCUGUGCCCCGCUCAAAAAGUGAGAUGAGCUACAUUGAUGGUGAGAAGGUAGUUAAGCGGUCGGCCACGCUGCCCCUCCCAGCCCGCUCUUCCUCGCUGAAGUCCAGCCCAGAGAGAAACGACUGGGAGCCCCCCGAUAAGAAAGUGGAUACAAGAAAAUACCGCGCAGAGCCCAAAAGCAUUUACGAGUAUCAGCCGGGCAAGUCUUCCGUUCUGACCAACGAAAAGAUGAGUCGGGAUAUAAGCCCAGAAGAGAUAGAUUUAAAGAAUGAACCUUGGUAUAAAUUCUUUUCGGAAUUGGAGUUUGGGAAACCGCCUCCCAAAAAGAUAUGGGAUUAUACUCCUGGAGACUGCUCUAUCCUUCCUAGAGAGGAUAGAAAGACUAAUCUAGAAAAAGAUCUGAGCCUCUGCCACACAGAGUUAGAGGCAGAUUUAGAACAAAUGGAGACGAGUAAUAAAGCCGGCGGCGCAGCCCGGCCACAGAGCUCAGCCGUCAGCCCCAGUCUGGAAGUUUCCUCAGAGCCUCCUGGAUAUGUGUAUUCUUCCAGCUACCACGCAGUGAAGAGGGAACCAGAAGGUGCUCCCGGGGAUCUCACUAGCUUGGAGAACGAGAGGCAGAUUUAUAAAAGUGUCUUGGAAGGAGGCGACAUCCCUCUUCAGGGCCUGAGUGGGCUCAAGCGACCGUCCAGCUCGGCGUCCACAAAAGUGGAUCGUAAAGGUGGGAAUGCUCACAUGAUUUCUUCAUCUUCAGUCCAUAGCCGAACGGUUAACACUAGCAGUGUCUUAGGUCCCGUGUGUAAACACAAGAAACCCCUGUCAGCUGCGAAAGCCUGCAUCUCCGAGAUCCUUCCUUCCAAGUUCAAGCCCAGGCUCUCUGCGCCCAGCGCCCUUCUGCAGGAGCAGAAGAGUGUGCUGCUGGCCUCAGAGAAGGCCCAGAGCUGCGAGAACCUCUGCGUUUCGGGGUCUCUGAUGGACUCCAGAAGAGGGCUCCCGCUCCAGGCCGGGGGGAGCAUCGAGAACCUGCUCAUGCGCUCGAGGCCCGAGGACGGCAGCAGGUCGGGCAGCACCAUGAGCCUGCAGGAGUACAGCAGCAGCUGCAGGAGGCCCUGCCCCCUCUCCAGGAAGGCCGGCAUGCAGUUCUCCUUGCUGUACCGGGACAUGCACCAGAUCAACCGAGCCGGCCUCUCCCUGGGCUCGGUCUCAUCGUCGAGCGUGAGAGACCUCGCCUCGCACUUUGAACGGAGCAACCUGGCGCUGUCCAGGGGCGAGCUGGGCUCCAGCCAGGAGGGCUCCGAGCACAUCCCCAAGCACACCGUCUCCUCUCGUAUCACUGCCUUUGAGCAGCUGAUCCAGCGGUCCCGGUCCAUGCCCUCCCUCGACUUGUCCGGCAGGCUGAGCAAGUCCCCCACGCCUGUGCUGGCCCGGAGCUGCCUCACCUCCGCCCGCUCCGCCGAGUCCCUCCUAGAGUCCACCAAGCUCCGUCCCAGGGCCGUGGACGGGGCACCCGCCGGCGGACUCUACGCCUCCCCUACCUGCGGUAAUAUGGCAGACCACAGCUUGGGCUUCAGGGGUCUGGCGCCUUCCGAGCCCCUCUCCACCUGCUCCGAUGAGCUCGACCACUGCUCCAACAUCUCCAGUGACAGCAGGGAGGGCAGCAGCGGCAGCGUGUACGGAGAUUUCCCCAGACACCGCCUCAACAAGUGCAAGGGCACCUGCCCCGCCUCCUACACCCGCUUCACCACCAUCCGGAAGCACGAGCAGCAGCAGCCGCCCCCCAGGCAGCCCGAGUGGCGCCUGGAUUCCAGAGGGGACAAGAGCACUCUCCUCAGGAACAUCUACCUGAUGAGCCCCCUCCCUUUCCGGUUGAAAAAGCCCCUCCAGCACCACCCCAGGCAGCCUCACCCUGCUGACUCCUCGGGCCUCCCCAGUCCGCCCAGGCAGGACCAGCCCCCCGCGGGCGGGAAGCCCUCGGUCCCCGCACGCCUGUCUUCCCGCCACACCAUGGCCAGGCUGAGCCGCAGCUCAGAGCCUGCUCAGGAGAGACCCACAGCCCCCGAGGACGGCCCCGGGGCCUUUCAUAAUGGGAACCCCAUGCCGUACUCUGACCACGGCCUGGACGGGAACAACAACCCGCAAAGCGAACGGGCAGCGGCGCGCGGAGAUUCAGAAUCGCCACGGCACUUUAUCCCAGCCGAUUACCUGGAAUCCACGGAAGAAUUCAUCCGCAGACGUCAUGAUGAUAAGGAGAAACUUUUAGCGGACCAGCGACGACUUAAACGUGAGCAAGAAGAGGCCGAUAUCGCAGCGCGCCGCCACACGGGCGUCAUCCCCACGCACCACCAGUUUAUCACUAAUGAGCGCUUUGGGGAUCUCCUCAAUAUAGACGAUACUGCAAAGCGGAAAUCUGGGUCAGAGAUGAGACCUGCCAGAGCCAAAUUUGACUUUAAAGCUCAGACGCUAAAGGAGCUUCCUCUGCAGAAGGGGGACAUCGUUUACAUUUAUAAGCAGAUCGACCAGAACUGGUACGAAGGGGAGCACCACGGCCGGGUGGGGAUCUUCCCACGCACCUACAUCGAGCUCCUUCCUCCCGCUGAGAAGGCUCAGCCCAAAAAGUUGACGCCGGUGCAGGUUUUGGAAUAUGGAGAAGCCAUUGCCAAGUUCAACUUUAAUGGUGAUACGCAAGUGGAGAUGUCCUUCAGAAAGGGCGAGAGGAUCACGCUGCUUCGACAGGUGGAUGAGAACUGGUACGAAGGGAGGAUCCCGGGGACGUCCCGACAAGGCAUCUUCCCCAUCACCUACGUGGACGUGAUCAAACGGCCGCUGGUGAAGAACCCCGUGGAUUACAUUGACCUACCUUACUCCUCCUCCCCGAGUCGCAGUACCACUGCGAGCCCACAGUUUCCUAGUCACAGCAAGCUCAUCCUGCCAGCCCCCUCAUCUCUGCCCCACUCCCGCCGAGCCCUGUCCCCUGAGAUGCACGCCAUCACCUCGGAGUGGAUCUCGCUGACCGUAGGGGUCCCAGGCAGACGUCCUCUGGCCCUGACCCCACCCUUGCCGCCUCUGCCUGAGGCUUCUGUCUUUUGUGCUGAUCCCCUUGCCCUGUCGGCGAGGGCUCGUUCCUCCUUGACCCUUGGCCUCCCCCACUCAAGUCGGUCAGAUGGCUCCACCAUACGCUCGACCGUCUCCCCUCUGGCCCUGCCGCCCCCUGACAGAGCCUACUCUCCGGCACCCAGUGCACUGGCUCCACUUCACGUCAACGGAGCCGGUGGUGUUCACGUGGCACCUCCCGGCAUCCACCAAGAUAGCUUCUCCCAGCUGCCGUUCGGGCGCUCGGAUAGGGUCAUCUCGGAGCUUAGCGAUGCUUUUAGCAGCCAGAGCAAGAGGCAGCCAUGGCGAGAAGAGAACGGCCACUAUGAAAGGAAAGCAGAGAGGGAGGCGGGUGAGAGAGGCCCUGGUGGACCCGCCAUCUCUAAGAAGAGCUGCCUGAAACCUUCCGACGUGGUCAGGUGCCUGAGUUCUGAACAGAGACUCCCAGAUCUCCGCAGCCCUGAGGAGAGCCGGCCCAGCAAGCCUCUGGGCAGCCCUUUUCCAGGAAGGGAGGCUGGGCAGACAGAGCUGCAUAGAGGUGGCGAGCAGGCUGGGAGGAGAGCUGCUCAGAGUGGUGUGAGCCAGCAACCUCAAGCCCAGCAGCGAAGAGUCACCCCAGACAGGAGUCAAACCCCACACGAUUCAUUCAGCUACCAAGCAUUAUAUAGCUAUGUACCACAGAAUGACGACGAGUUGGAACUCCGCGACGGAGAUAUUGUUGAUGUCAUGGAGAAAUGUGACGAUGGCUGGUUUGUUGGUACUUCAAGAAGGACAAGGCAGUUUGGUACUUUUCCAGGCAACUAUGUAAAACCUUUAUACCUAUAAGAAGACUGAAAGCCACAGAAAUUAUUUUUAUUGGAAGAUGAAGCAUAAUUCAUGAACCGGUCUCUUUAUUUAAACUUGAGUCAGUAGGAAAAUCAGUGCAGUGGAUGAAGUAAGAAACAAAGGAGAGGGACAGAGAAGUGUCUUGUUUAAAAUCCAUGCCUGCGUUUACUGUGCAUCAGACAGGGCUGAACUGUGUGCUGAACAAAAAGAAUUGAGGCAAACCCAUAUUCGCGUAGCUGCUUCUGGGAGCUGCUCCAGCCUUCACCUCCCUCCCACCUCCUGGGUAAUCUGACCUGGAGUAGAGCGAUUAGCCAGAAAUGCCUCCUACUGCCCUGGCCUUAACUAGCUCCCAUCUCAAAGAGUCCUUGAGCCUGAAGCAACCCUGGGAGCACGAGGCAGAAAAAUCCCAAGCCAUUUUCCAGAGGCUCCAUGCCUGAGAAUCCACCCGCUCCCCCUGCCUCUGUCCCAGGCCGUCCUGGAAUCAGUUGCUCCCCCGCACUGCUGGAGAACAUUCUGGGCUGCUGCGGCAGCCUGUAAACAGUAGCAGAGGCCCCCGGACUGCACAAGACUGAGUCCCUCUUUGGGCCUGCUGAGGCUGGUGAGAAAGUGGAGGCAGUACGCAGGUGCCCCACGCCAUCAGCCUGCUGUGCCGCGUGGCCCCUGAGGGCCCUGCUGUUCAAACUGAAAAGCACAUGACAGUUGCCCUUGGGAACUGAGGAGCAGGUGGCCAGGCAGGCAGGUUACCUUUGUAUUUCCAAGGUUUUUAGCCGAAGAGCUCUGGGGCUUGAGUCACUUGCACUGUGUUCCUGUCUCGUGUCACUGGCUUUUCAGAACGGCCGCCCUCAGGGCAGUGCGGCUGCCUUUAUCCGAGCACCACUGCUAACCUCUUUUUGGCUUGCGUUUGGCUAGGACGGUUUGGGGAUUCGGAGGCCCAUUGCCAUAGAAAAUGGAGAAUGAUGUUCAGCGAUUCAUUUAAUAUGCACAUGCGUGCUGGCUGCUGGGGAGGCCGGCGAACAAGACAUGCCCCAGGCUCACAAGGGACUUGGCAUCUCCAGUUUUACCCUCCACCCACUGUGGGAACUCAAGGGCCACUCGCUUUCAGUGCCCAGGGUUGUGAAUCUAAGGCACCCUUGUGCAGCGUCUCUCCAGAGCAGAGGCGCGGGUGCAGUGGCCCUGGGUGUGUGUGAAGCAGGGAUUCUGCUGUGUCCUUCGUGGGGCCUGGGUCCCAGGAACAAGGCUCUGGUGACACCUGGGGUACUUGAUCACAGCUCUGACCACCUCAAGGAUGUUCACUGGCCUCUGCUGGAUCCUUUAGUGGGUUGCAGAGAGAAAUGCGCCAUGCUUUGCCCCCUGCCCCCUGCCCCCAGAAGCCAGGGGUGAUUAGAGAGACAAAGAAAAAAAGAACUGAACGGAGAAAGACUGUGCUACGUGCUCAGAAGGGUGCGAGAGAGGAAGAGGGGGGUUUCUCUGGAGGGAUCCUAGAAAGCCUUGUCAUAUUUCUGUAUCCAUGUGUUCACUUUGAGUAACUAGGAUGCUGGAAGAACAUUGGUCUGAGAGUAGUUUAUUGUUGGGAAUACUUGGAACUUUUUCCAAAGUCUCCAAACACUCAUCCUCCCCACAAAGACACAUUCAAAGCCACAAGUCCGAGUAGCAAUCCUGGGUGGUGGGAGUGUGUACCGGCAGCCAAGGCUACCUGCACAUGGUUCCCAGUUGCCCCAUCAUCUGGAGUCCUUACAGAUAGACAGAAUUUGUGUUCAGUGCCUCUGCCUUGGCCACUGUCCCAGAUACCCAGUUUAGGACCCCACCAGCCCUCUUCCAACCCCCACCACCACCACCACCAUCCCCUGUAGCCAUUUUUCCCUCACUUUCUCCUUAUGCUUCUUUCAAGUCCUGUUCUCAGGAGAGACUGCCACUGAUUCAUUCACACCAAAGUGUAACUGACUGAUCAGAAGAAUGUGUCACCUCUUCCUGGAGGCAUUUGUUUUUAACUGGGAUGGAGCAGAGAGAGCCUUAAUCCCAAGGGGAAAGGCUGUAGAACUAGGGGUGGGAGGAGGGGGUCCCUGGGUAGGAUCCAGAGACAAGAGGGCUCUUGCUUUGGAAGGUGGGUCUAGACUCAGAAGCACUGUUCUCUGACUUCCUCUCUCUUGGAGGGGACAUAGGAAAAAUGCAUAUGCACGCGCGUUGUGCACGCAGCGUUUCUCACUCAUUUUGGAAUGUAAUUCUUGCAUUGGCUAACGUGUUUCAUGGUCUUUCUCAGAUGCAAACCAUUAAUAACACGAUCUUACAAGUUUUUUGAGGGGUGCUUCUUGAUUAAGUAGGUAAUUUUGAACACCUCUUUAAAUACAGCUAGAAAAUAAAACCAAUUUGUAAAGCCACAUUUGCAUAUGACUGCAGCCUCACGCAUUUGUAUAUCUCCAGAAAUCCAGGUCUCCCUCACCAGUUUGCCCUUUAAUAAAAUCUUAUGUUACAGUUUGCAUCACUUCAGCUUCCUAUGUAUGACUAAACAAGGAACAGAGGUUACCAAUUGCUCUUUUGUCUUCAGACAUUUAGUAAUAUAAAGUACCUAUUUUUAUGCUGAAAUGUUUAUACAGGUUUAAUAAUAGCAAGUGCAACUAACUGGCGCCUGCCUUGCAACACGUUUUGAUAUUUUAGCCAUGCUUCCUGGUAAGGCAAGCCCCAAAUUACUUAUCUUUUGCAGUCUCUCUGGGAUCAGUGAAAGAAAAAAAUAUCAUGUGUUUUAGAAGUGGGACUGUAAAUAUGUAUAUUGAACUUUGUAUAGCCCAUGUACCUACCUUGUAUAGAAGAAUAAUUUUAAAAUUUGAACGGAAGGGGGCAAGAUGAGGAAGUCAUGAAGUUUUUUUGCAUUUUUAUUUAAAUGAAGGAACUCCAAAUAACUCACUUACAAAUUUUUAGCACAAAAAAUAGCCAUUGUAAAGUGUUAAAAUUUACAGUAAUCAUUCUUUUGGGGAGAGAAGGUAGCCAUAACCUCAGUUACAGGUUUGUUUGAUUUUUUAAAAAUUUUCUGGUUUUUUUUGCAAUCCUAUUUAUCUGCAGUACUAUUAAGUCCUAUUACUAGGCUAGGUUACUAUGAAAGAUUAUAUUCUGAAGGAAAAAUAACUGACAUUAGGUAUAACCAAUUAAUUUAAAGUAUCGCCAUUUAAAUUAUACACUGAGAGCAUGUACUAUGCAGACACAGAUUUUUCUGUUCAUUUAUUUUUCUUAUUGCAGUGCAUUGAUUUGAUAAAUGUGUUGAAUUCUGACAUUUGCUGUACAUACUAUUUAAUAAACUUUAUGCUAAAUUGCGUGGCA